Aureobasidium pullulans EXF-150 is the source of this 1769-nucleotide messenger RNA. RefSeq names its product molybdopterin binding oxidoreductase. Lineage: Eukaryota; Fungi; Ascomycota; Dothideomycetes; Dothideales; Saccotheciaceae. Gene Ontology annotation, molecular function: molybdenum ion binding; oxidoreductase activity. Gene Ontology annotation, cellular component: mitochondrion. The record is from RefSeq and is a predicted model, not a curated record. The transcript has 4 exons. The coding region runs from base 95 to 1672 and encodes 525 amino acids.
UCCUGGUUAUUUGUUCCAGAUCCCCCGUCGUGCUUUCUGAUACAACUUCCUCACCUCUCUCGACUCUAUAAUUUAGCCUUUGAUAAUAUCAAUCAUGGCCCACGGUCAACAAGGCUCAGGCAAGCUUGACGAGUUCGCGGUCAAAGGAGAAGCACCAUAUUUUGCAGAAGAAAAAGAAGGAUGGAAGGGUUACAUUGAGUGGGAGAAAUACCCAGAAAAGAGAAAGCAGGCAGAGGAGAUCCUGGCCAAAUAUGCUUUCCCACCACCGCCAGAGUUCCAGCUGAAACCUCUUCCGGAAACCAACCCAAUCCUGGAAGGAGUACGCUGGAAGCAAUACCACUAUGCCAUGGGAUCCACCUUGAAGGACAUUCCAGACAUCAGCUGGAAAUAUGUCGAAGAGGAGAAAAGCAAAGACAUGAUUCAUGUCCUUCAAUUCCCUUACAACGGAGAGCCCCCCCGUGAACGCCUGGUCGAGACGGAAAUCACAGACAAUAAGGACCAUUUCGUCCGCAAUCACGGCGGUAUUCCCGAGAUCGACCCCGAGCAAUUCACACUGGACAUCGAAGGCCUGGUUAACAACCCCAAAAAGCUUACUCUCGCUGAUCUUCAAAACGAAGACUUGUUCCCCCGUCAAACAAAUGUGGUCAGUCUGCAAUGCUCAGGCACUCGCCGUAUCGAGCAGAUCUCCGAAUACCCCGGCGACGGAGACGAAUUGAUCAACGCACCCUGGGGUGAAGGCGCCAUUGGUACAGCACGCUGGACCGGUGUCUCCCUCAAGAAGGUCAUCAAACACUGCGGAGGCCUCAAAGACGGAGGAGAAGGUAUUCAUCUCGAAUUCUAUGGCGCAGACACGUAUUUCAAGAAGGGUAAGGUGUAUAACUAUGUGGUCAGUGUGCCGUGGCGCAAGGUCAAGAUCAACGAAGUAUUGCUCGCUUGGGAGAUGAAUGGCGAACCCCUUCCCAAGAUCCACGGAUUCCCGUUGAGAACAGUGGUAUUUGGAUACAUUGGAGCACGCUCCUGCAAAUGGCUCUACAAAAUUAAAGCCAUCCGCGGACCCUCUCUCGCCCCCGUCCAAGCGAAAGAAUACCUCUACUACACACCCCAGGUCGGAAAGCAAAACGCCAUGUACAGCAACGGUUUCAGCAUCCAAGACAUGCCCGUAUCUUCCGCCAUCAUGACGCCAAUAAACAUGGCUCAAAUUGUCCACGACGGCAAGAUCAAAAUGCGCGGAUGGGCUUACUCCGGCGGUGGUCAUUGGCCCGUUCGUGUCGAAGUUUCCGGCGACGGAGGAAGUAUUUGGUAUGAAGUUCCUUACGAGAACAUGACGACCAAAUAUUACUACGCGUGGAGGUUGUGGGAAAUCGAUCUUCCCGUGGAUGCGGAAGGAUGGCUCGAACUUUGCGUGAGAACUUGGGAUAAUGCCAUGAACACGCAACCCACCUACGUUCGCUCGGCAUGGAACUGGGAUCUUCACGUCACUUCAAGCUGUCACCGCGUCAAGAUCUACAGCAUCAACAAGAGCAGACCUCUGACUGCUGCUCGUCUCAAGCUGUUGGAAGAAAAGGGUGUGCCGAUCGUCCCCAUCACUCACCCCAUGGAGUUCGAUCUACAGAGCGAAGAAGAUUACAUGGAGGAGAUGAAAAAGCAAGGUGGUCGUGAUCCUCUGGAGUAAAAAAAAGACUGCAAUGGACUCGGACGCAACAUAUAUACGAAAGCACACAUGACGAAAGAUAGUAAAUGUAAUGUCAAAAGGAUUUCUCAAAACCUCC